AUGGAAUCAGGCCAGAGUUGCAGCACUACUCUUUCAGACUAUUUUGAGGAUACAUUUGAAUCCUUCAGUGAGGAGGAGGAGGAGAAGGAAGCCUGCAGGCAAUAUGAGAGUGAACCGUUUGAAUCUUAUUGUUCCACAGAGAAGUUGGAGUGGCCUGCUGCUGUGUUAGAUAUAUCUGAAAGCGUAUGGCAGUCAGUAAGCCAGGAUGAUGAAGGUGAUCACUCUGAGUUGUCAGACUCAGAAACGAUAGAAAAAGAGUUGACUGGAAAAUGGAUCAGCCGUCUCAAAAAUAAAGAUAACAUUAAGCAAGGCAAAUCUAUCAAAACACACACAGAAAUUACUGAAGUAUCAGAUGAAGAAUUGGAUGCUCUGCAGUCUUUUUGCGCCAUUAAGAUAAGCCAGAUCCAUCAUCAGUUGAACUCUAAGCAAUCAAACAGCAGCAAACAUAAAGAUCUGCAGCAUGGAUUCACUUCAGAGAAGCCAGUGACAGGUGACUUGAACUGUACUAUUCCUGAUCAGCUGGUGAACAGAAUCCAUCUGAAAAAUAUCAGUGAGACAAUGAAACAGGUGAAAGAAACUAAACUACACCAGCCUUCACAAUGCCAUGAUUGUAAGAAAAAAUGGACAGAACUGGCCAAGAUUACCUUUCUCAGACAAAAGAAGACUUUAGUGGAGAAAGCUUUACUCCAAGAUAAAUUAGAAGAACAGAUUUAUGUCAAAGACUCGCUCACACUCAUAGGAGAAAUACACAAAAACCUCCCCAAGCUUUCUGAGGAUCCAAGGAGUAUAUGGCAAAGACUGAAUGAGAAAGUUAAAUUAGGAAGGGCUGAAUAUUGUGAGGUGCUGAUGACCUUUACCUCCACUGGAAGGAUUGGGCCCAGAAUUUUCAGGUUCGGUAUGAGAAAUGUUAAUGAGUCUAUGAAUAUAUACUGUGCAUUUUUGUAA
This is a messenger RNA of Emys orbicularis (European pond turtle), 945 nucleotides long. RefSeq names its product chromosome 9 C8orf48 homolog (gene C9H8orf48). The coding region runs from base 1 to 945 and encodes 314 amino acids. The record is from RefSeq and is a predicted model, not a curated record. Lineage: Eukaryota; Metazoa; Chordata; Testudines; Emydidae. The transcript is spliced from 6 exons.